Messenger RNA from Polychytrium aggregatum, 2903 nucleotides. Its product is annotated as WD40-repeat-containing domain protein. Bases 47 to 2605 code for a protein of 852 amino acids. Gene Ontology annotation, biological process: regulation of DNA-templated transcription; chromatin remodeling; DNA-templated transcription. Gene Ontology annotation, cellular component: HIR complex; nucleus. The transcript has 21 exons. Gene Ontology annotation, molecular function: protein binding; nucleosome binding. Lineage: Eukaryota; Fungi; Chytridiomycota; Chytridiomycetes; Polychytriales. The record is from RefSeq and is a predicted model, not a curated record.
CCAGACCCCAGAUCGACGCACCCAUCGACCGCACCCAUUGCCAGCAAUGCUGAUUCUGAAUCCGUCGUGGGUCGGCCAUCAAGAGGCGAGCGAGAGUGCCUAUGACCGGAAUCCGCUCCGGCGGCUGCCUAUCUACUCGAUCCACGCCCAUCCUCGUUUGCCAAAGUUCGCCACAGGAUCCCAGGAUGCCAAAGUCAAGAUCUGGGAUCUUGCUCCCGUCCUGGAUGCCAACAACGAACGCAAUCAGCGCGCCCGACUUCCACUGUCGACGCUCUGCUGCCACAGCGGCCCGGUAAUGUGCGUUCGGUGGUCCAACAACGAUGGAAAAUAUCUCGCCUCUGGCUCGGACGAUAGAAGCAUUGUCAUUUGGGCCUACAGUGGCCAGUCGAGCCAUGCUCCAGGAGCAUUAACGUCGAACCUCGGCGAAGCGGCGAGCUCAGAGAUCUGGAAGCCAUAUCGUGUUCUUCGACAAGGCAUAUCCAGCGAUGUCAUCGAUCUUGGCUGGUCGCCAGACAAUCGAUAUCUUGCAUCGUGUGGACUCGAGGGCGCUGUCCAUAUUUGGAGCACCGACACAUUUGGCUACCUCAAGAGAGUUGAAGCCCACAACGGUUUUGUGAAGGGGCUAACUUGGGACCCUGUUGGCAACUAUCUGGCCACCCAGUCCGACGACAAAACCCUCAAGAUAUGGAAAACCUCGGAUUGGACUUUGGAAAAGGAGAUAUCCGAGCCUUAUCGGCAGGCUGCAGCAAAUACAUUUUACCGGCGUCUCAGCUGGUCCCCAGACGGUGCUUUCAUCAUCACCGCCGGCGGGGAGAGCGGAGGCGUUCCGGUUGCCCCAGUCAUUCUGCGGGAAGAUUGGAGGAACUCGGACAUCAAACUGAUCGGUCAUGGUGCCCCUAUCGAAGUUGCAGCAUUCAAUCCCUUGGUCUUUGAGUCCGUCGCCGAGUCCAGCAACCAAGGGGAUAAACCCGAGCAAAAGUUCCCGUGCAUUUGCGCCCUUGGCAGCCAAGACAGCGGCAUCUCAAUCUGGUGGUCCCUGCACGGCAGCGCCAUCUCUGUCUUUCAAAAUGUGUUCCAGCACAGCGUUAUAGACCUCACUUGGAGCUACGAUGGAUACACGCUGCUCGCAUCGUCCUACGAUGGGACCGUUGCCGCUCUGACCUUUUCCAAAGAGGAGCUGGGCCGAUCGCUCUCGGUCGAGGAGAAGUCCGAGUUGCUCUCCAAGUAUGGGUUUGGUCAAAGAAGCGGCGUUAUUGUCGAGUCUGAGAUGCAACUGGAGAGAGAGGAGGCAGCCUCCUCCCUUUCACGACCCGUUUCAGACACUGUGCCAGAACAAGUCAUCCCUGCUCUGGCGAUAGCACCUCAAGUGCCUGUCGGACAGCAAAAUGCGAGGGUUGUCGAAGCGCCCACUCCGAUUUCAGGAGCCGACACAACCAGCAUUUCAACCAUACUCUCUCAACAAACGGUCACCACAGUUCGUGGGAAGCGUCGCAUCACGCCGGUAUCUCUCUCGAGUCACGCUCCAAUCAGCACCGAGAUUUCGAACGCUGGAACACCUGCUGUAGCAAAGCGCCGGUCGGCUGAGGACGGUGGAGGCGAAAAGCGAGUCGCUCUCGGCGGCGAGGAACCGAGCCUCCGAUGCACAUAUAUCCUACCAACCAUCUCUGUCCGUGAGCCACCAGCAAUCUUGGCGGUCCCUGCUCCCCGAGAGCGAUUGAAGGUUCUCGUCGACAUUAGCAAGCCUUCACAGACUUUGCCGGAUCGGAUCACGGUUCAGUGCAAGAAUGACGUUUCUGGAGCCUCUCUCUCGGUGGGCAAGAAUGACACGGUCUUAUGGAACGAUCAUGUACCCGCAAGCGUCCUGCAUAUCGUCGGCAGCUAUUGUCAUAUAGCAGCGGGCUGCAGCGACGGCAGCGUCGUUUGUUAUUCGCUCUCCGGACGAAGACUUUUGCCGCGACUCAUGCUCGGCUCGCCUUCCGUAUUUAUGAGUGCCAGCGGACCGUAUCUGAUGGUGCUGACAGCGGAAGGACAUGUCAGUGUGUGGAAUCUCUCGACUCUGGACUGCGUGGUGUCCAAAGAGUCCAUGAUUCACUUGAUAUCCAGCCGAGGCAGCGAAGUCGCGAGGGUAUCUGGCGGCUCGACCAGCGACAUAUCGCGUGUUGCCGUCAUGAACAACGGAAACCCCAAAAUCGUGCUCUCGAACGGGCUGCAGUAUGUGUUUUGUUCAAGGAUGCGAGUGUGGAUGCAUGUUCGUCUUCCAAAGGAAGGGCACGAAUCAGCUAGCCGCAAGAAGCUGUCAGAAAUCGAGGAAUACCUCUCGACGCUUGAGAUGCUCGGGCGGGAUCGCGAUUACGAUACCUGGAUCAAGGCUUACGCCCAUGCAAUUGUGGAUGAAAGCGUGGCGAUCAAAGCUGCGGAACUGUGUCGCCGCCUGAUUCAUGAAACACAUUCACCCAGCCCUCAUCCGCCAGGAGUCCAAACAGCCGGAUAUCACGGAGACCAGCGGGCCGAGGAGCGCAAGGCGCUGCUGCGAGAAGUCCUCCUGAUCCUGGGCCAAAACCGCAAGUUCCAGCAAGUCCUGGACGAGUUUUCAUCCCGCGUCUAGGAUGAUCCCUGGUCUCGAGCGGUCGGUGGCAUGGUCCACUAAAUGAGAACAUGUUCGAGCCUGGGAUCUGUUCCGUUGGUGCCAAGAUACGGCGUCCGCAAAAUGAAACGAGGCCCCUCCGCAUGUGUCAUUUAUAAAAACCACCCAUGCCGUGGAGGCAAGGCUGAGACACUCGCCAAACAACUCGUUCAUCCUGGCCACGUUGAUGUUGAUAAUCCACACCAUGUAUUGAACUGCCCGAGGACCGAAUACACGCACUACAGUCAGCCCAGAAAGAAACGGGACAGUCACUUUCUGC